AUGGCUGACAACAUGACAUCGACAAAUUACAGAAGGAUUAAUGCUGACCUGUAUAAAGCUCUGUCAGAAGGAGAUGAUGCAAAUGUAUGUGAUAUAUGUCGAGACUUGCCAGAUGGUCCCUUGCACAAGCUAACCAUACACGAUGACACUGUUCUCCACAUUGCGAGUUACUACAAGCGUAAUAAGCUCAUUCUUCAGCUACUCAGUCUGCUACCUGAAGACCAACCUGACAAACUCACAUUAAAAAAUGAUGUCGGAAACACCAUUCUUCAUGCAACAGCCACCAACAAUAAGACAGUCGAGGCUGCUGCUGAGAUGUUGCGCCGAGCUCCUUCAUUGCUCACCAUGACCGACAUGCUGGGAGAGACGCCUUUUUUCCGUGCAGCCCGUUUUGGAAAGAGCAAGAGUUUCCAUUUUCUUGAAGCUGAAGUGCGUAAGAGAUUUCCAGAAGAUGCAGAGGUAAGGGCCUUUCUUGUAAAAGAUGAUAAAGCAACUAUACUUCACGUUGCAAUUCAUAGUGAGAACUUCAAUUUGGCUCAUGAUAUUGCCAAAACUUAUCCAAUGUUAAUCGGUGAAAAAGAUGGAAAUGGGAUGACAGGUCUUCAACUUCUUGCCUGCAAGCCGUCAGCAUUCAAUCAUGGAUUUGAAGAUAAUUUCUUCAAGCGGUUCAUACGCAAGUUCAUUGAUUUGAAUCAUAAAGAACAAACCAGUAGAGUGCCUUUCCUGAAAGAACUUCAGAAACAAAUUCUCAAGAGUAAAUCAGCAAAGACACUUGCAACCCUUUUAAUUGAAAGUGAUGCCUCAUGGGAAGCAACAGCACCCAUGUCAAAUCAGAACAGAAUUAAACUCAUCCAAGGGAUAAUGUCUUCAAGAUUAAGUCUUGUUAUUAUUGUUAAUGAUCCUACUCGUGACUCCCCAUUGUUUUUAGCUACAAAAUCAGGUUGUACAGAGAUUGUAAGGGAAAUACUGCAAGUGUACCCUCAGGCGGUCGAGCAUAUUGAUGAGAAUGGGCGUGACAUUUUGCAUGUGGCAGUUCAAUAUCGAAGAAUGGAAAUCUAUAAAGCUGUGAUCAAUAUGAAGUAUCCUUUGAUGAGGCUAAGAGGGGAGAUUGACAAACUAGGCAACUCAAUACUGCACAUGGUAGGCCAAAAAGUUGAAGAUCAGAAAGCUGAGGUGGAUAUGCGAAGCCCUGCUCUUGUACUACGAGAUGAUUUGCUUCUAUUCGAGCGUGUGAAAAACAUAUGUACCACCGAAGCAAUUUCUCAGGUAAACAAUGAUGGUGUGACAGCUGAACAACUAUUCAUCAAGAACAAUGCACAACUUCACAUCGAUGCCAAAGAAUGGAUGAAGAGCACUGCUGGGAACUGCUCCGGGUUUGCUGUGCUCAUUGCCACUGUUGCCUUUGCUUCAUCUUUCACUCCACCUGGAGGUUCAGAGCCAGAUACAGGACGUCCAAUUAUGGAGGGCAACUAUUUUUUUAUAGUCUUUUCGCUAGCCAAUGGACUUUCCCUCACAUUUUCUUUGACAUCAAUUAUCGUAUUUCUUUCCAUCCUUACAUCUUCCUUCCGGUUAAAGGAGUUCCAGAACUCUCUUCAUAAUAAACUACUUUUAGGCCUCACACUGUUGAUACUCUCUGUGUCAAUGAUGAUGAUAUCAUUCGCAGCCACGAUUCUCCUAGGCAGUGGGAAGCAAGAUUGGACAAACAUUAUCUUGUACGUAGUUACGUUUUUCCCAGUCAUUGUGUUUGUGCUCUCAUACGUACGUCUCUACAAGUUGCUCAUUAAAGUGUUUGAGGAAAGUCUAAAGAAGGUUAUAGAUUCAAUAUUGCCUGCCCGUGAUAUGGAAUUGCCCCAGCCUUCUCAAGCUCCAACUACUAUUUUCACCAAAGCAACCACGAGUUCUUUUGUUUGA
This is a messenger RNA of Lactuca virosa, 1911 nucleotides long. The record is from the annotation of a GenBank genome assembly. Lineage: Eukaryota; Viridiplantae; Streptophyta; Magnoliopsida; Asterales; Asteraceae.